Molecule: messenger RNA, 894 nt
Organism: Symbiodinium sp. CCMP2592
Lineage: Eukaryota; Dinophyceae; Suessiales; Symbiodiniaceae
Source: the annotation of a GenBank genome assembly
AUGCAGGGCCGCAACUUUACGCGCACAGCGCUGACGUGCUGUGUGGCAACCCUCACCUACCUUUGUGGUGGGUGCUUCGACCGGGAAGCGAUGUUGGAGUCGGAGAUCGGCGAUGUCACAUGGUCCUGCGUGCCACCAUCUGGCUCUUCGUUCCCUAUCGGUGACACCACAGUUACCUGCACGGACCUGAAUCCGGUGCCUCCAGUCUUCGAUGUGGUGCCGAAUGACGUGUCCGUGAGCACAGACCAGGACAGAGUGCAGGUAUCCUGUUCGCCAGAAUCGGGCUCAACGUUUUCGGUCGGUACCACCACGGUGACGUGCACCGCCACCGAUGCUGGUGGGAGCACUGCCUCGGCAGAAUUUGACGUUAACGUCCGUGACCUCUGGGCUCCCAACAUCACGCUGGGCGAUGUUAUGAGGGAAACAGCCACAUCCCCUGGACUUUGCGAAGGCAUUGUGGUUUACGACGUAUCCGCAAUCGACAACUGUCCAGGCGAUGUCACAUUGUCCUGCGUGCCAGCGAAUGGCUCUUUGGUCCCAGUCGGUGACAACAGAGUUGACUGCACGGCGACCGAUGUUGCUGGACUGGCUCAAUCGGGGACAGGCUUCUGGGUUACAGUGAGGGACCACGAGAAUCCAGUCUUCGAUCCGGUCCCGGAUGAUGUGACAGUGACAAACGACCCAGGACAGUGCGGAGCCGCUGUGGAUUAUGUGGCCAAUGCAGCCGACAACUGUCCAGGAGUUCAGGUAGUUUGUUCGCAAGAAUCCGGCACCACGUUCUCGGUCGGUACCACCACAGUGACAUGCAACGCCACGGAUGCUUCUGGCAACAAGGCCUCGUCGGAAUCUUUCGUCGUUCCUCGGCCGUUCUCGACAAUCAUUUCCAAUGUACCA